UUAUUUUCCCCGUAGUUUCCUUCAGUGGUAAACAAACAAGUCGUGUCCGCACAUGUUCCUCAUGAGGGCGGGUUAAAGGCGGUGAAUAUAUUGUGUUAUUUUUAUGAAUCACGAUGGGGAAGAUAGGCAAAUCUAAGCCUAGCUUUGGAGGACAGAAAAAAGUGAAAAGACUGAACCCAUUUGAAGUUCAUACAAAUCGUGUAAAGCAUGAUGUACUGGGGCGCAAGAGUAAAUUUGAACGUGGAUUACCAGGAGUUGCAAGAGCAAAGGCAAUAAAGAAGAGAGACAAAACACUACUUCAGGAAUACAAAUCUCGGAAUAAGAGCAAUGUCUUUGUUGAUAGACGCAUUGGAGAAAAUGAUUCUACAAUGGAUCCAGAGAAGAAAAUUGCUUUGAGAAUUGCAGCAGAGAAGAGAAGACAGUUUGGAAAAGUAUAAAGGAUUUCAUAUUUC
Messenger RNA from Penaeus vannamei (Pacific white shrimp), 452 nucleotides. The record is from RefSeq and is a predicted model, not a curated record. NCBI's taxonomy places the organism in Eukaryota, Metazoa, Arthropoda, Malacostraca, Decapoda, Penaeidae.